Messenger RNA from Saprolegnia parasitica CBS 223.65, 435 nucleotides. RefSeq lists its product as hypothetical. Lineage: Eukaryota; Oomycota; Saprolegniomycetes; Saprolegniales; Saprolegniaceae. Bases 37 to 435 code for a protein of 132 amino acids. The record is from RefSeq and is a predicted model, not a curated record. The transcript has a single exon.
CAACGGCCAGAAGACGAAGAAGACGAAGUAGAAGGGAUGACGACGUCGCCACUCAUCGCCAAGUUUGUCGCGAUGCGCGCCCACAUCCAGGACGCUGACGUCGACCUGCGCCGGCAGCAGUCGCGCGACCGCCACGCGCUCUGGCGCCUCCAGAACGACCUCCAGCGCCUCUCCGCCUACGCGCCCGAGGUGCAGCAGAUCGCACGUGCCAAAUUUCGCAAGCAAGAGGCCGUGUACGCCGGGCUCACGACCCGCCGCCUCCCGCCGCUCACCCAGCGCCGCAUGAAGACGCUCUUCGACAUGCUGCCGCAGCCCAAGGCCCUCGCCGCGAACCCGCCGCCGACCAAGCCCAUGCGGGUGCUCUGCGCGACGCCGGUCUAUGCGCUCGGGCGCCGCCUUGCGGUGCCUGCCCACGUCCGCUUUUGCUGCCGGUGA